Molecule: messenger RNA, 1856 nt
Organism: Phragmites australis (common reed)
Lineage: Eukaryota; Viridiplantae; Streptophyta; Magnoliopsida; Poales; Poaceae
Exons: 1
Coding region: 844-1722 (292 amino acids)
Source: RefSeq, a predicted model, not a curated record
GCUCCUCCUGCCCUCCCCUCCACUCCAUGCAGCGAGUUGGCUGCCAGUGUGUGCUGUAUCUUGUAUGGCUGUACUUAAUCCCUCCUCUCCCUAACCUUCUGUCUCCUUUCCCCUUCACCACCUCCACCCCUCUCCCUCCCACUACUUCUUUGAGUUGCUUGCUUCUCUCCUCUGUGCACUGGUUGGAGUGGUUGCUGUUUGCUAGUGUUCUAUGCACUUGCUCUUCAUCUCACUCAUCUCCCCCAUGGAUGUGCAUCCCUCCUCCAACUCUCCAUAUUCUGAUUUUUGAAGCAAUCUCUCCAUAUUCUGAUGGUUGCUUGGUUCGUCUGGCUCGCUUGAAGCCAUCUUUUCCUGGGAAAAAGCUUCUGUUUUCCGUUGCCCAUAUUGGUGCUGCUUCUGUGGUGAAGGUGGCAGUUUGUACCAUCUUUUGAAGAAAUCCCGGCGGAAGAUUGCUCGUUGCUGUGGAUUCUCGGCGAAACUGGCGUCUUGCCGCAUACGCGGCGCUGGAUUGCGGUGGAAGAGGGCGGUUUCGUGAAGAAAUCUUGCUGCUAGAUCAAUUGUCUCGCCCUUUACUUUUUGGGCGGUUCGCGGUGCUGCCUUCUGCAGUAAAGGUGGGAUCUUGCGGCCGGCGGCAGUGGCAUUGCCGGAUCGAGAAAUCUUCGACGGCGACCUGCGUAUCUGCAUGCCCGAUCUGUGCGUGGUUGGUCAUCUCUUCGCUGGCAUUGCGGGGUGGGCUCGCCGGGCGGUGUGGAUUGUUGCGGUGAGCAGAGCAGAGGGGUGUAGCUCUGCGCUGUGAUCCGAGUGCGCUGCACGCCAGGUGUUCGCUGAAAAGGGCGGGCGAGCAUGAGGGACUUCCCUUCCUGCUUCGGGGAGAGCGGCGUCCAGAUCGCGGACGCGUCGUCGUCGUCGUCGUCCAGCGCCGGCAAGGGCGCAGCGCAGAACCUGGUGACCUGCCUCUACCAGACGCAGUUCUCGGGCCGGCCCUGCGUGAUCUCGGUCACCUGGAGCAAGAGCCUCAUGGGGCAGGGCCUCAGCAUCGGCGUGGACGACCUGUCCGGCCAGUGCCUGUGCAAGGCGGACAUCAAGCCGUGGCUCUUCUCCAAGAAGAAGGGGUCCAAGAGCCUCGACGUUGAGGACGGCAAGAUUGAGAUCUUCUGGGACCUGUCGGGCGCCAAGUUCGGUGCCGGGCCAGAACCAUUGGAGGGGUUCUAUGUCGCUGUGGUGUUCGACCUUGAGCUCGUGCUCUUGCUCGGCGACAUGAAGAAGGACGCUUACAGGAAGACGGGCGCCAACCGGUCCAUGCUGAAUGCGGUGUUCGUGGCGAGGAGGGAGCACAUAUAUAGCAAGAAGAUCUACUCUGCUAAGGCGCAGUUCUGCGAUAACGGCCAGUUCCAUGACAUUGUCAUCGAGUGCAAUACCAUCGCCCUCAAGGAUCCCUGUCUUGAGAUACGGGUAGAUAAGAAGCCCGUGAUGCGGGUGAACCGUCUGGCGUGGAAAUUCAGGGGAAAUCAGACGAUUCUUGUUGAUGGCUUGCCUGUGGAGGUGUUCUGGGAUGUCCACAGUUGGUUGUUUGGGUCGGCGGCGAGCAAUGCGGUGUUCAUGUUUCGGACAUGCCAGCCAACUGAGAAGUCGAUGCCAUGGUCGUACUCGCAGAUUUUUAGGGAGUCGCAGCUGCAAGGUCUUGGUUUCUCGCUGAUCCUGCAUGCAUGGAAGGUCGAAUAGUUUUUUUUUUGCAGGAUCACAAUUUGCUUCUGCACCUGCCUCCUUUUUUUGUGUUAACAACAUGAUGUUUUGUUGAGUGAUGUUCAUCAGAAUGCUAUGGAGACUCUCCAAUAUAUGUUCUUUCAUUUCAUUUC